This is a messenger RNA of Acyrthosiphon pisum (pea aphid), 522 nucleotides long. RefSeq names its product KRAB-A domain-containing protein 2-like. The transcript is spliced from 3 exons. NCBI's taxonomy places the organism in Eukaryota, Metazoa, Arthropoda, Insecta, Hemiptera, Aphididae. Bases 1 to 522 code for a protein of 173 amino acids. Gene Ontology annotation, biological process: DNA integration. The record is from RefSeq and is a predicted model, not a curated record. Gene Ontology annotation, molecular function: nucleic acid binding.
AUGGAUAUUAUGGAUAAUCAUAAACUAAUCGUGCCGUUAAAAGCAUGUGAAACUAAAAUUAUUUACUAUGUAAAGAACGAAGAACUAUACGACAUUAUGUAUGAAGCUCAUAUAAAAAUUGUUUAUAUGUUCAAUGCCAAACCAAACAAAAAGUUCCGAAAAAAAGGUAUUCUAAUCAAACCUAUUAUAAGUCGUGAAAUUAAUUCUCGGUGUCAAGUAGACUUGGAUCACCUAACCAAAUUUACUCAAUUAAGACCUCUAAAAUCUAAAACUGCAGAAGAAGAUGCACAUCACUUAUUAAAUAUAUUUCUUAUUUUCGGUGCGCCAAAUAUUUUACAUUCCGACAAUGGACGAGAGUUCGUAAAUAAAGUUAUAUCAGAGCUGUGUUCAAUGUGGGAUGGUGUAAAUAUUGUGCAUGGUAAACCACGCCACAGCCAAAAACAAGGAUCCAUCGAAAGGGCAAACCAAGAUUUCCAAAAUAUACUGAGAGCUAUGAUGAAAGAUAAUGACACUACAAAAUAG